UACGCUAUAGAUUCUUUGACGGAUUACAGUCUCAGCAACCUCCAGUUCGAGAAGAAUGAUGGCUAAGAGACUUAAACUAGACUUUUCACCAUCCUGGAAAGGAACUGGCUGCCAGUACUUGGAGUUUUUUUAAUACUCUACCUCCCUCUGCUGUUAUCAGUGAGAAGUUCCUUGACAAUGGGAAAUCAUGUACUUGCGGCUUCAAUUUCCAUGCUCUCGCUGCUGGCAAUGAUGGGAGACACGGACAGUAAAACAGACAGUUCCUUCAUGAUCGAUUCCGACCCCAGCCGCUGUAUGAGGCAUCACUACGUCGAUUCCAUUAGCCACCCCCUGUACAAGUGUAGCUCAAAGAUGGUGCUGCUGGCUCGCUGUGAAGGGCGCUGCAGCCAGAUGUCACGCUCAGAGCCAAUGGUUUCUUUCAGCACCGUCCUGAAGCAACCUUUCCGCUCCACCUGCCACUGCUGCAGGCCCCAGACCUCCAAGCUGAAGGCCAUGCGGUUGCGAUGCUCGGGGGGCAUGCGGCUCACCGCCACCUACCGCUACAUCCUUUCCUGCCACUGCGAGGAGUGCAACUCCUAGGGAUGUACCUGCCACAGC
This is a messenger RNA of Mesitornis unicolor (brown roatelo), 597 nucleotides long. RefSeq names its product Norrie disease (pseudoglioma) (gene NDP). Gene Ontology annotation, biological process: Wnt signaling pathway. The transcript is spliced from 2 exons. The record is from RefSeq and is a predicted model, not a curated record. Bases 178 to 579 code for a protein of 133 amino acids. Lineage: Eukaryota; Metazoa; Chordata; Aves; Mesitornithiformes; Mesitornithidae.